Molecule: messenger RNA, 2020 nt
Organism: Gossypium arboreum
Lineage: Eukaryota; Viridiplantae; Streptophyta; Magnoliopsida; Malvales; Malvaceae
Exons: 8
Coding region: 61-750 (229 amino acids)
Source: RefSeq, a predicted model, not a curated record
CAUUGCUAUAUAAAAGCUUUUCAGUUUCAAAAAUCUCUUCAUCCCUUCAAAUUAGCAAAAAUGGCGGGAAUUGAUCCACCGAAAAAUCUUCUCUCUCUAAUCCGAGAUUUCGCUUCUGAGAAAUCUCAAGGAGAGAGAAGAGUCGUUGGCUUGAAGAAGCAAAUCCAAGAGCUCCGAUCAGAGCUUGAAGCAGCUAACUCUGAGCUUGAAGAAGCGAAACGUUUGAAAGAAACAACUGAGCAAGAGCUUAAAGGCUUCGAAGUUGAAUUAGCUUUGAACGAAGCUUCGAUUCAAGCCCUAGAGGCCAGGAUUGCUUUGAUUCAAGAUGAAGUAUCCAAAGUUGGAUCUGAAAUUGAGGAGCUUAAGAAUAAAGAAGCAACAUCAAGAGAUGAGUUUAUUUGCCAGAUGCUUGAGUUCAAUACUAAGAUAAGGAAAUUCCAAGAGACAAUAGCUUCUGGUUCUGAGAACAAGAAUAUUAUUGGCAAUGCAACAGUUUCCUUUUCCCCAGAAGAGGAUCAUAAAUUGGUAAAGGAGGCCACUGAAAUUGCUUCAAUAAAUUUUAAGGAUCAGUUUACCCAUGUUGUUUCUCAAAUAGCUAAUGAGGAGGAAGAAUACCUUGCUGAACAGAAUAUCCAAAAGCAGCUUCAGCUGGAAUUGAUUGACAUUGAAAGGAAGGUGUAUCUGAUGGAUGUCAUAACGCGAGAAGCAAAAGCUUUAGAGAACUUGACAAGAUAUCCUAAUCAAAUUUGAAUAUGGAACUACAUAUUGAAGUGUCAUCAACUAAACGUUAAGUCCUGAUACUAUAGAAGUAUGAUGUGAAAGUGAAAAUGACAUGUGCAUGUUUUGCAAUAAAUCAUAUAUUAGCAUUUCUCUACGUGUGACUAACGCAUCUAAACACAGAUAGGAUUUUUUUUUUUUUUUUUGAACAUGAAAGACAGAUUGAGUUAGUGCUUCAGAUGUCAGCAAACUAUACUGCUUUCCUUACUAAUUAAUUCUCUGUUUCAUUAUCAGGAAAAUGACUGGAAAGAAAAAGAAAUUCUUGAAACUGGUAACUUUUAGAAGUUGAAAUCUUUUAUUUAUUUUUUACAUUGGCAUAGGCUUAAGAGUCAAGUAGAAUAUUCAUCUUUGGAUCUUUCCAAUGCUGGAAAUAUAGAUUUUAUAAAUCUAAAUACAAGCAAGGUUAGGCGAAGUAUAUUUGAAUAGUUAUGCUGGCUUUUAUAAUCUUUUUCAUUAACAUCUUCUGUGGAUGAAAACUAUUACUUGCAAAUACCUCCUUGACUGGAAACAAGCAGACUUCUGAACUGAACACGACGUGUGCUUCCUUCAGUGAAGAGUUGCAGAAGAGGUGUAUAUGUCCCAGUUGUCAAUCAGUUAAUGUGGAGAAAUUGGGUGGAAUUCUUCAAGCAAAUGAUGCAAAUUGAUCUGUUGUAAGUCUUUGACAUGCCAACAUUGCAACCAUGGUGUUGAUAUUUCUGAAUUUUACUUGCACACCAACUUUUGGACUAAACAUUUAUGAUAAAGUCAAGAUAAGGGAUGAAGGCAUAGUAUCUGCUAUUCGUUAGUGCACAAGGUGCGAAAGAUUAUGCCAUUUUUGAACUCAUUUUUACAUGACAAAAUUUCAUAUAUAACUAUUUCAGCUACUUAUUGACAAAAUCUGAGAAUGAUUGCAAUGUUCGAACCUUUAAUAUUCUCUUUCAAAAAUCUCUCAUUUUACUGAAUAAGAGGUUUGAUGUGUCGCAGUUCUUAUUCAAUUAUCAAUUCAUUAGGAACUUCUCUUUGCAUUUAUAGUAUUAUAAGCACUAGGUUACAUCUCUACAUCCAACUCAUAGCCAAUUCAUAUAACCAUGUCUGACAAAAAGUAAGAGAUGAAAGAAGAUUAAGAAAUAAUGAUGCCUCCUCAAAGCCGACCUAUAGUUAAACAAUUUAGCUGUAGGCCUGCCGAAUCUGCUUUAAUAAUUUGUAUCUACUUGCAUAUGUGUUGAAGAUGAUUCUGUAUCCUUUACAAUCAAAGAUAGUAAUG